Molecule: messenger RNA, 3815 nt
Organism: Aegilops tauschii subsp. strangulata
Lineage: Eukaryota; Viridiplantae; Streptophyta; Magnoliopsida; Poales; Poaceae
Source: RefSeq, a predicted model, not a curated record
CCGGCCCCUCCCUCCCUCCCCCCGCCUCCAUACCUCACUACUGCUCACUGCCAGUAUAUCCAGGGGGAGCGUUAAUGGCUAGGUAGCGCGCCAUUCCCCAAGCCAGCCACACAUGCACACUGCGCCGGGCAUUCACUCCCCUGCCCACUGCCCCCUCCCUGCUCACGCACGCAUUCAGCACUGUUCAGCUGCUGCUCUCCCCUACCCCUGCCCUGCUGCAUCUGCAACAGCUAGUGGCUGACUCUGGGGAGGAUCGAUGGUGUGGAAGAGCUGGGGACGGAGGCUGCUGCUGAGCGCGGUGGUGCUCCUUUGCUCGGGCGCGGCAGGCGCUGCUGCUGCCGGCGACGUCUCCCUCAGCCUGACGACCGCCCCGCCGCGCAUCUCGACGUCGGCGUCGGCGGUGUUCGCCUUCCGAGCCGUGCAGAGCAGCGGCUGGACCUGCGGGGACUGCGCCAUCACCUGCAAGUUGGACGGUGAACGAAGAUCGGACUGCGGGGGCAACGGAAAUGGGACGGAGGUGGUAACCUUUGCCGGACUCAAGGACGGCAACCACACAUUCGCAGCGUGCGCGACCCCGAGAUCAGGAUCAGGAAGCAGCGCCGGCCCGACCUGCGCCACCUACGCCUGGGAUGUUGACACCGUUCCUCCGACGGCGACGGUGGCGGUGGAGUCGGCGUUCACGGCCGCGCCCAACGUCUCGGUGCUCGUCUCCCUCAGCGAGCCGUGCCCGGGCGGCGGCGGCUUCACGUGCAACGCCACCUACUGCGACCUCAUCGUGUACGGGCCCGGCCGCGUGGAGCCGUCCACCCUGGAGGCCGUCGUGCCCGGCCUGCGGUACUCCGUCGCCGUGUCGCCGUCGCCGGACGUGGACUACGGGCGCAUGAUCCUGGUGAUGCGCAGGGGGUUCUGCACCGACGUGGCCGGCCACCGCUUCCGGAGGAGCUCCAACUCGAGCUUCACUCUCCGCUUCGACAAAAGGAGCGAUUCCAUGAACAUCACCGCCAGCAUCCCGGAGAAGCUGCUGCAGAUCCAGGGCGCGAUGAGGGUGGUGGAGGCCACCAACGACGACAGGGAGCUGAGGAUAUACAUGUCCUUUGCCGAGCCGGUGAUGAACUCGUCCGCGGAGGUGCUCGCCGCUCUCACCGUGACCGGCGCCGUGCUGACGCCGACCAACAGGAGCACGCUCGGCAACCGUCGCUUUGGCUACGUCGUGAACAAGAUAUCGAGCACAGCUGUUGUGACUGUUGCAUGUGAUACGAGUUCUGUAAUCAGCAGACAGGGGACCCCGGUUUAUUCAUCACAACCAUUAACAUUUCUAUAUGAUACGCGACGGCCUUCUGUUAAACUCGCAACGUCGACCGUGAGGACAAGCUCACACACCAUCCCCGUCUUGAUCAAGUUUGAAAAGCCUGUGUUUAACUUCACCUCCUCCGCAGUGCAGCUUUCUGGGGGCAAACUAUUGAGCUUCCAUGAAGCUAGUAAGAGCAUAUACACAAUGCAGAUCCUGGCAGUUGACAAGCUGGUUUCGGUCCAGGUUGCUGAGAACACAGCUCAGGACGUGGCUGGGAAUCCCAAUCUGCCAUCAGACCGCCUCCAAGUGAGACACUAUUCUGUCCCUGCAUCGUCUUCAUCAAUCGCAACCAUCGCCACUGUAAUAUUUGCAGCAACCGCCAUCGUCGCCACACUGCUCACCGUCUCCACAUCAUCGCUCAUUGCAUCCGGCGCCAUGGCAAGGCCUUCGUCUUACUCCAUCUCCGAGCCAUCACGAAAUCUUCUGAGAAUGGCAUGCCACAUCCAGAUCUUCGCUCUGUCGAGAUGGCUGUCGAUAAAUUUGCCGGUGGAGUACUACGAGCUGGCCAAGGGGAUAGAGUGGACAAUUCCGUACAUUCGGCUUCCGUGGGAGGGUCCCUCUGCAGAUCCAUUCGUGGGCUACUCCACCAUGCCGGCCAUUGCGUACUCGGAGCUGGUGGACAGGAGUGAUGUAGUACAGGCUGAUCCCUACUACCCUGGAGCUGCACCAGGUGGUCAGCAGCAGCAGAUUAUGCCGAUGCAGAUACCUGUAGAAGGGAAGCCCCCGGCGACCCCGCUGCAGAUCCCGGCAUUGGAUGGGAAGCCGCUGACAGCCAUGGAGUACCGAUCUUUCUUUGAGAAUCAGGACAUGAAGCCCGAGGCACAGAUUAUCAUGAAGCUGCAAGAUUUGGACGGGUGGAAAUACUUCGGAAGAAACAUGUUGUGGCUGGGUGUCAUUGGGGGAGGUCUCGUAAUGCUGCAUCUUCUUCUCCUCCUCUACUUGAGAUUAAGGUACAGAGGAGGCACAGGAAAGUACGGAGCACUCGUCCUCCCCAGGUUUGAGAUCAUGCUUGCGAUCCUUGCGAUGCCUUGUAUAUCCCAAGCGUCUGCAGCACUCAUCAGAGGUGGGACUACCGGAGGGCUCGCCGUCGGGAUCGUGCUCAUCGGCAUCUUGACGGCGUUCCUGGUGGCCCUGCUCCUGUUCCUGUCGCUGGGCAUCACGACGGGCAGGCUGCUGCAGUACAAGGAGGUGCACCAGGAGGGGCAGGAGCACCGCUGGUACCAGGAGAUCGUCAGGCGGACGCUCGGCCCCGGCAAGCGCGGGCAGUGGACGUGGAAGGACCCCGCCCGCGCCGCGCGGCUCGUCAAGCUCGGCCCGCUGUUCGAGGACCUGCGUGGCCCGCCCAAGUACAUGCUGACGCAGAUCGUGGUGGGCGGGGGCGGGAAGCGGGCGGCGGCGGACCAGCGGAUCAUGGCAUCGGAGGACGAGAACGAGGACGCGGAGGCGCCGGUGAUCCAGAAGGUGUUCGGCAUCCUGAGGAUCUACUACACGUUCCUCGAGUCGGUGAAGCGGGUGGCGCUGGGCAUCGUGGCGGGCGCGCACGCGUCGUCGGGGCGGUCGUCGCGGGCGCACGCCGUCGUGGUGCUGGCCGUCGCGUCGUUCCAGCUCUUCUUCAUGCUGCUCAAGAAGCCUUUCAUCAAGAAGCGGGUGCAGCUGGUGGAGAUCGUGGCGGUGGCCAGCGAGGUGUUCGUCUUCGCCGCCUGCCUCGUGCUCAUCGACAGGAACAGCGACGACGGCAGGGGCGAGCUCGAGGAGGUCGAGGAGAGCGGCGGCGUGGGGAUCGCCAUGCUCGGCGUGUUCUCGCUGGCGUUCGCGGCGCAGGUGUGCAACGAGUGGAACGCGCUGUACCGGCAGGUGCAGUUCCUGAGCCCCGACAGGAGCUCCUUCCUGGAGGGCGCCAAGGCGGCUUCGGUCGGGCUGCUGCUGUUGGUGCUUCCGUCGUCGGUGUUGGGCGACCCGCUGACGGGCCAGCAGCAGGAGCCGUCGCCGGAUAGCGGCGGCGCCACGGGCCAGACGGCGCCGGGCGAGGCGCAGAGGAGUUCGAACGAGCGGUCGUGGCUCGGGCAGCUGCGGGAGAUGGCCAAGGCGAGCUUCAGCAGGGACGGGGAGGACCCGUCCAGCAGCACCGCGUACAAGGGGAAAAGGAGCGGGAGCUCGUCGGUGGCGUCGCAGUCUGCGGACUCCAAGGCCAAGGGGGAGUGGAGGCCCAAGUCCAAGGCGCUGUACAAGGAUUUGGAGGCCAUCUUCUCCAACAGGUAGCAGGCUCGCGGGUCCAUGGCUGGCAAGUGAUGUGAGAAUAAGAUAGAAUCAGCUGGAUAAGCAGGGAACAAGUGGAAACACUGCACAUACUAGCAAUAGGAAUAUGCCGUUUAAUUUGACACAAAAUCAUCACUAGGUGUAUGUGUGGUAGCAUUAUUGUCACAAGAUCAUUCAUGUCCAUGAUAGAAUGAGUUCUUCAUAAUCA